GUAUCGUCGACAUCCGGCCACUUAACUGACGCAGUAAUGUUCCUAGGGCAGUGUUUUACUCUCCGAAAUAGUGCAGUUGUUAUUAUGCAGAUGCUUUGUUGACAUAAUACUACUCAGUCUACUCGUAUGUGUGGGAUAUUUAUGUUUUUCCAUAAUCACAGGAAUAUACUUUCCAUUAUACGUCAGUCUGAAAAUUCGGGAUUGUUUGUAGCCUUUCUAAUUUGUGUCUGCAUUACACCGCUGCAGCAUCGGUUGACGUAUAAUAACCUAUAUUUUUCCAAUUGUUGAAAUGGUCACGUUGAUUUUUCUUCGUUUGUCGAAACUUUUCUGGCUUCUAAUCCUCGGAUGCAAUGCUCAAUUUGGCCAGCCGGACUUUUGGGAUCGUUUCCCGGACAUAUGGAGAGGCCUAGGCAAUAUUCGUCCCGGCUUCGCCAAUCAAGCGCACGAUAUUCAACGACAGAGCCGAUUUGACGAAUGGAAAAAUUCCAGCCGAAAAAUUCCCGACACCGGCAGCCAAAGUUUUUACGAUACCAUUCAUAAUCUGUUCUCCAGUGCGCAUGAUACUACCACCGACGGGAAUCUUCGCAAUGCCAUGAUAUCAUUAGGAGCAAUUGGCACUAUGCAACCACAAGCCGGACGUGGGCAGUUUUCCUUUUCCAGCCUUUUUCCAGAAUUUCGAGCACCGGCAGCUUCUCGCGACUGGUGGAAUGGACCAAAUGUAUGUGUGGAGAGAAAAGAGGAAAACUUGUUGGCGAAUAUCACUCUUGAUAAAUCUGGAGCGGACAGUACGAAUCGGGAUGGAGACUUCUUUGGCCACAGUAUGCAUAUUAACUCCUGCAGUCAUUCUAAUGCACACGACAAUGACGCUUACACUUGCGCAACGGAAAUCAAGAAACCGAAUUUUCACCGGAAAUAUCUGGUUAAAUAUCAUUGUUGUUAUGGAUUUAUUCGAGAAAACAAAGGUUAUGGAUGCACAAAAACCAUCCCGAUGACCAACCUAAUGGAAACGUUGGAUAAUCUGAAACUGACUCAGUUUAAAAAAUUUGUCCAAGAUUUCGGACUGCACACGUACUUAGAAGGAAGUAACAUUACCGUAUUUGCACCAACGAACGAGGCUUUUGACGAUUACAGUAGCAUGAGCAACGAAAUUACGUCAUCAAAACCAAACGAUUUUCGGACGGUUAUCCAGAGCCACAUUGCAUCCGGUCUGAUUCGGAGUAGCGAUUUCAUAGACGAGGAAAUCAUCAACACACUGAGCCAGUCGGCCAUUCGUAUCAACUUAUUCGCUACACCGGAUCAUGUUCUGACGGCCGAUUGUGCGCGUGUCGUUUCCCUGAACAAUCUGGCCAAGAACGGCGUAGUGCACAUUGUCGACAAGGUCAUCCAGCCGGUGUUGAUGAACUUGGAGGCGGCCUUGCGUGCCGACGGACGCUUUAAUACGCUACUGCAGUUACUGUCCGACGCCGGCUUGCUGGACUUGCUAAGGGACGCAAAAGGUCACAUGACCAUUCUUGCCCCGACCGACGACGCCUUCCGCCUCCUAGAGCGGAAUGUCAGGAACAGGCUGAGCGAAGACAGUGCUUGCUUAAAGCGUGUUCUGCAGAAUCACAUUCUGCCCAAUGUGAUCUGUUCAGCUGUUAUUGAGCGCACCGCCAUGACCACCAAUAUCAUUAACAAGGUGAUCCGCUUCGACCGUGACAUUGGCCAUCUGACUGCACAAAAUCAGACCAUUAUUUCGCCGGAUAAUAUGGCAACCAAUGGAAUGUAUCACGUUUUAGACGGCCUUAUCAUUCCCGAAGAAGCAAGGAACCUGCAACAAAUUGCAGCGGACGCUGGUCUGGAUGCAUACAUGGCACUAGUGAAGGAAACGGGCUUCGGUAGCACGUUGGACCAGAUGCACAAUGUCACCUUGUUCGUGCCCAGCGAUCGAGCCUUCCACCGGCAAUCACAGGACACGCAGCAACAGCUGGCAUCGGCGGCCGUCGAUGUGCUCAAGUACCAUGCUGUUCAGCCAGCUGUGCUGCUGUCGAAUUUCAAGGACAACCUGGAAAUGCAGUCGGCCUUCGACGGCAACAAACUGCGCAUGAAUGUUUACGAAACGUUUCCCUUCGGAAGGAACGUCAUAACAGUUAACUGCGUCAAAAUCUCAGUAGCCAAUCUCCGUGGAUGCGAUGGAACGAUCCAUGUUCUAGAGAAGAUCUUGACGAUGCCCAGUGGAAAUGUUCUGGAUACACUGCUCAAGGGAAAUUUCUCCAAAUUCCUGGGUGCAGUUGAGAGUGCCAGCUUGACCAGUGUGCUGACCGCAAGAGGACCUGUAACCGCCUUCGCACCAACGAACUCCGCGUUCGAUGCGCUACAACCCGAUGAACAACAACAGUUAUUUUCCAAUACAACUUUGCUGAAAUCCGUUAUACAAUUACAUCUUUUUCCUCGUCAAAUUUGUUGCGCUGGAAUCAUGGAGGAUAGUAUGUUUUUUGGACAGUACAGUCGCUCUUUGAAUCCGACCUAUUCUUUGCCACUUCAUCGGACACGAUACGGACAAAUUAAAAUUGCCGGCUCAAAUGUUCAGAAAUGCGACAUCAUCGCAUCAAACGGGAUAAUUCAUUCCAUUGACAAAGUAAUCUUUCCUAAAAAUUUUUUGUGAAAAUACUUUAAACACUCGCAUUGUCUUGAAUGCAUUCUGUGCUGUUAACUGGUUUUGGGGAAAAUAUUGCUGUAGAAAAUCGUAAUAAGAUUUCGCACAAAUGUGAAUUAUGUGAGCGUACAGAAAUGCUGAACUGUAGAUAAACUAGGAAAAAACGUAAGCUCAUUAAAUUAAGCUACUAUC
Molecule: messenger RNA, 2827 nt
Organism: Paramacrobiotus metropolitanus
Lineage: Eukaryota; Metazoa; Tardigrada; Eutardigrada; Parachela; Macrobiotidae
Product: transforming growth factor-beta-induced protein ig-h3-like
Exons: 10
Coding region: 290-2644 (784 amino acids)
Biological process (GO): cell adhesion; extracellular matrix organization
Cellular component (GO): extracellular matrix
Molecular function (GO): cell adhesion molecule binding
Source: RefSeq, a predicted model, not a curated record